AUGCGAACGUUCCCGAGCUCCGGCCGGUGGUCCACCUCCACCACAUGGCCACGGAGGGCCACCGGCGCGGCGUCCACGGCGCUGGCCAGCGCCGUUUUCGCGGUCCUGGACGUCGCCGACGUGAUCCUCUGCUUCGUGUACGCCCUCCUCGACGGCGUCCUCGAGGACAGCCCCGUGCGCUGCUACUGCCACAGGAGCUACGACGACGACGACGACGGCAUCAGCGAGGCAACCGCUGCAGCAGUGGACGGCGGUGACCACGAGGAGGUCUCCGACACGCUGUACGCGCACGGUCGGAGGAGCGCCGUCAGGGACGCGCUGCUGGGGCUCCUGCGACUCGUCGUCGGGAGGAGGGGAGCGGCGCCGCCGGAUGAGCCGAUGCCCCCCUGUAAGUGGCGAAGCCCCAGGUGGUCUGACUGCGCGUGCAAGUCGUGCGUCGCAUGGCGAGGCGCCGGCGAGGGCGAAGCCGGCGGCCGGCUGCACGUCGUCGUCAAAGAGCCGGAUCGGAAAACCGCCGCCGGCGGCCGGUUUGCAGAUGCAGCAGCAGGAACACGCACGCCCGACCGCGAGAACGCCAUCUUCGUGCACGGUUUCACGUCGUCGUCGUCCUUCUGGGCGGAGACGGUGUUCGGGGAGUCCUCCUUCAUCCUCGACGACUGCCGGCUGUUCGCCGUGGAUCUCCUCGGCUUCGGCCGGAGCCCCAAGCCUGCGAACUGCAUGUACAGAGUGAGAGACCACGUCGAGGCGAUCGAGAGGAGCCUCAUCGAGCCGCAUGGCCUGAUGAGCGGCAGCGCCUCCUUCCACCUGGUCAGCCACUCCAUGGGCUGCAUCAUCGCCCUCGCCUUGGCUGCCAAGCACCCGACCCGCGUGAAAUCCAUCACGCUGGUUGCACCGCCGUACUUCCUGCCGUGCGAGCAGAGGGCGAGCCAGGUGGCGCUAAACAGGCUGGCCGAGAAGAAGCUGUGGCCGCCGCUGCUGUUCGGCUCCGCGGUGAUGUCGUGGUACGAGCACAUCGGGAGGACCGUCUGCUUCCUCGUCUGCAAGAACCACCUGCUCUGGGAGUGGCUCUUCAGCCUCUUCACGGGAAACACGGACGUGGAUUUCAGGGUGAGGGAUCUGACGAAGCACACCCACCACUCGGCGUGGCACACCAUGCACAACGUCAUCUGCGGCGGGGCGAGGCUGCAGGACGCGAACCUGGAGGCCGUCGUGGCGGCCGGCAUCCCGGUGCAGGUGGUCCACGGCGCCGACGACCAGGUGGUUCCGGUCGAGUGCAGCCGCCAUCUCAUGGCUAAGCUCCCGCGCGCCAAGCUCAGUGUCAUGGACAGGCGUGACCACUCGACGGUGGUUCUGGGCAGGGAGAGGGACUUCGCCGAGGAGCUCAAGGCGUUCUGGUGGUCAGCUGCUUCAAGGACUCAAGGUCCCCGGUUCACGUCCAGGAUGCGGACGUUCAGCGACGAUACUGAUGUGCCUGUUUGUCACAACGAAUGUAGCAUAGUUACGCGUACAUAUACACCUGUAUAG
Molecule: messenger RNA, 1524 nt
Organism: Miscanthus lutarioriparius
Lineage: Eukaryota; Viridiplantae; Streptophyta; Magnoliopsida; Poales; Poaceae
Source: the annotation of a GenBank genome assembly